Molecule: messenger RNA, 2724 nt
Organism: Salarias fasciatus (jewelled blenny)
Lineage: Eukaryota; Metazoa; Chordata; Actinopteri; Blenniiformes; Blenniidae
Product: protein CDV3 homolog
Exons: 5
Coding region: 236-949 (237 amino acids)
Cellular component (GO): cytoplasm
Source: RefSeq, a predicted model, not a curated record
GAUUGCAGCCCGUGCAUGGCAUGGUUGACAGGGCAGCUCGCGAUCCAGGCAGGGAACCAGGGCGGACAGUACUUCUAUUCAGCCGACAGCAGCAGCGUCGCGGUUCGAGCGGAGAGCGUCUCCGUCCCCGGUGCUCGUCUCAGCCGCUGUCCCUCCUCCCCGAGAGCCGAGCUCCGCGCUUGUCAUUGCUCGGUCGGCCUCGGAGCUGACGGCGCUUCACGUUAGCUCUGCGAAAAUGGCGGAUAUGCCGACGGAGAAAAGCCUGGACGACUUCUUCGCCAAGCGGGAUAAAAAGAAGAAGAAAGAGAAGGGGAAGGGCAAAGAGACGGCCGCCGCGGGGCCCACGACGGCCGCCGUGAAGAAGAUCAAGAGGGAGAAGGAAAAAUCCACCAAAAACGAGAAUCAGGACGCGAAUCAGGUCGUUAAGGAGGACGAGGAAUGGAAGGAGUUUGAGCAGAAGGAAGUGGACUACAGUGGGCUUCGCCUUCAGGCCUUACAGAUAAGCGACGAGAAGGAGGAAGAGGAAUACGAGAAAGAGGAGGUCGGCGAGGACGGGGAGAUCAUCCUGGUGAGUUCAGACAAAGUGUCUGGUCCCUGGAACAAGUCUGGUGGAGCUCCUCCUCCUCCUUCCGCCGCCGCCGCCGCGCCUCCUCCUGAAGAGGAUCCAGAGGCGGCCGAGUCCAAGCCAGCCGGUGUGUAUCGCCCCCCAGGAGCUCGCCUGGGCAACACCAGAAGCCGCCCCACCCAGGGCCCCCCCGAGAUCUACAGCGACGCACAGUUCCCCUCCCUGCUGUCCACCGCCAAGCACGUGGAGACACGCAAGGACCGAGAAAUGGAGAAGACCUUCGAGGUGGUGAAACACAAGACCCGCGGCCGGGAGGAGAGCGGCGGAGCCUCUAUGCAGCACCUGCAGCUGGACAACCAGUACGCCAUCCUGGGGGACAAGUAGACCCGCCCCCCCUCUCCGCCCCCCCGGCCCCUCCAGCACGGUCCUGCCCAGCCCCAACCCCCCCCCCCCCCAAACCCAGCGGACCUCCAGCUGUGUGGACCGCAGUCCUGACAGAAGCUCAUGCUGCCACCAUCGCCACACCGGUCACUCACACAAACACACACACCCGAGUACACACUCAGUCACACACUGCAGUGGCCCCUCCCUUCAAACACGUCACACUCUCGAUACAUUUUCGGUCGGCAAAAACUGAUGGGCUGCACCCGAGGGGGCCGACGGACGAGGAAACCAUUUUGAAAUUGAGAAAAAAAAAAAAGCCAAACAUGCGGCGGCGAGAGGCGGCACACUCGUCCUCUGUGGAUCGCACUCAGAGCAGCGGUCGUGCGACGCAGCCUCUCCGGACUUCAGUGCGCUCUGACCACCGCCACAGAGGAUGGACAGGAGACUUCAGGCAGGAUGAUUUUACAAACUUCUGUGAAAAUGUCUAUUUUUCUGCGAGAUCAUUAUAACCCAGUCGCACACGGUCGUGUUGGGGUGUGUGUGCGGCGUCGCGGUCGGGGCUUCAGGAGCAGGGAUUCUACCUCAACAGCACGGCGGGUGGUGGCCAUGUGGACGGAGCUUCGUCUUCUUCUUCUUCUGCCCGCUGCGGCGGUGAAGGGAGGGGCAAACAUCCAGCCGCCCCACAAACAGGCUGGCAUCACGCUGUUUGGUUGAGAAACUUGAAGCUGUCUUUUUUUUUUUUUUUUUUUUUUCUUUAUCUCUUCAUUCUCGACGGUGACUCAAGAAGCGAUAAGUUGUGGUCCUCAUUUAGAACUUCUCUAUAAAGUGGCCUUACUGAUGGAGGGAAACCGCUUCGUCAUGUGAAGUGAACGCUGCUUGUUGUCUCUCGGGCUGCGGCCCGCCUCUGGAUCUCACCACAACAAAAAGAAAAGAAAACAGGAAAAACAACCUCUUGCGUUGAAGAAUGUAGUGCUGUUGUAGUUUGCCUGAUGAUCACAGCUACUAACUGUCUCUCAUAUCCACCGUUUUGAUUUCGCCGCCGUCACGUUUUCGAGCUGAAUUCCAACCCGAGGCGAACGCUUUGCUGUGGUUUGACACGAGAGAACGACGGGGAACCGCUUUAAAGGUACAAUAUGUUUGUUCUCGAGGUAGAAAAUGAAGGAUAUUUAUCAUCCAGCUGGUCUUCACGGCUCCGUCUGGUUCGGAGAGUCGCCCCGGACUCAGGACAGCAGCAGGAGGAGGAGGAGAGAACCCGAACCUGGGCGCCGCAGCAGUGACCGCUCUCAUCUUACAUAUUGUACCUUUAAAAUUUUGUUGAAGUUGUUCGCUCUAUUUUUGAGUUGACAACUUUUAUUCUUCAUAGUAAAGUGAUAUAAAUUAGACUCCGUGCUUUAGGAUUUCUUCUUCCUUUAUGUUUCUUUUGCGAGGCUUUUCCUUGCUUUUCCCGUCUGAAGCCUCGCUGCUCGCCUGUAAGCGUACUUCCACCAGAACAACAGAGUACCUUCUGACCGGACCACGUUCAACACGCCCAGAUCAACCCAGAGGGGCUUUUAAUGCAAACAAAGAUGUUUAAAGAAAACAUAAAGAACUGGAUGUAUGUUCUAUGUGUGUGUUUCUCGUUAAACUAUGUCGAGAGAGAGAGAAAGAGAGAUGAUCCCUGCCAGUGGGUUAUUACGAGAAAAGUCCAGCGCACAAAAAAAAAAAAAUUGAUAAAAUAAAGGUGUUGGUUGUGAAUUUAGUGGAAUAUUUGGAUUCCUGGACUGUUUCCUGAAAAA